GCGGGCUGAGCGCACAAUGCCCGCCUCUUCCUCCUCCUCUGCCACACUUCCGCUUCCGGCCCGGAAGAAGAGGGGGAAGGAGAGAGGCAGCCAUGCAGCUCGGGCCGCUGACCAUCUGCGGAGAAGUGACCGUCCUGCACGGCGGGUUCCUGCUGGCCUCCCAGCUGUGCCACCCCCGGCCGUUGUCCGAGCUGGCCAAGUCCGACUGGCCCGUGGUGGGGAAGCCCAUCCUGGAGGCGCUGGAGGAGAUCUGCACCUCACACUCGUCGUACCCGCCGCAGCCGGACGCCUGGAAGAAGAAAGCGGCGGUCAUCCUGUGGUCCAAGGUGCUCUUCUCCGAGGCCCCGGCGGUCUCCCUGAACCAGCGGUGGAAGGACGACGCCUUCUUCUCCGUCAGCAGCAUGAUCCCGGAGGUCAACCGCACGGUUCUUUUCGAGCUCUUCAUGGCGGCCAACGCGCCCCGGCUUUUCACCGAACUUCUCCUGGUUCUUCCGGAGCCGCUUUGCCGGCGGGAACUGGAGGCGCUGGUGGCGUACGUGGCCAAGGAGACCUCUGCGCGCGACGUCCGCUUCUACUUAGACGUGUGGUGGGAGAUCAUGAAGCACAAGGCCGGCCAGGAAGACCGGCUGACCUUACUCUUCCGCAGCGUCUCCCAGCAGUGUCUCCCGGAGCCGGACGACACGGGUCAAGCCCCGAAGCGCUUCAAGAGUGAUGCCCCUCCCUCGACGCAUCCCCCCCUCGAGACGAACAUCCUUCCCAUCUUAACGGAGGGUUUGAAGCUGAUCCAGGGGAGCGUCUGCCCGGCGAAGAUGAAGUGUUACGCUCUUGCCAACUUCGUGGACCUUGUGUCCAUGUCGCUAGCGGCGUGCGACGCAGAGUCGGUGCCCAUCAAGACGUACUUGGUGAAGGUCUCUUCGGUGGUGACGCUUUGGUGCAGCGACUGCGACAACCGCUAUAGCAAAACGGAGCUGGACGAGAAGGUGAAGGAGGCCGAGCGGAGUGUGAGUUUGCUCAGCGUGGCUCAGACGUCCAAAGCAUUCUUGCUCAUAGAUUUGGCUUUUCUCCACGCUUUGUUGGAAGAGUGGUCUACGGAGCUUCAGGAUUUCCUCAACGAUCCGGAACAGGUCUGCUACGAAAGCUACCGGCUCCUCGAUUGCUUGGCGUCGUUGCAGAAGCGGCUGGCAAGGUCUGCUGAGUUGGGGGGCGACUUGGAAGACGAGACGGCCAAGGCCGUGGCGCGCCUCUCCGAACUCGUGGCGGACUUCUUGAAGAGCGUCAGCCUUAAGCCGUGCAACAAUGAGGCCAAAAAGGACGUUGUGGCCUCCGUGGCCAUGGUCAUCAUCGACAAGCGGAUGGACCGCCACGAGGAGGUGUGCUCCGUGUUCGCGGCGGAGAAAGACUGGGCGCUCUCCGAAGAAUGGGCCGAUUGCCUCGUCAAGAACAAGGAGCUCUUCCGGGAUCCCGGGACCGUCCUCAAAUUGGCGCAGACUUUGGCCAACAGCAGCCAAGAUGCCCAAAGCCAGGGGCAGGCCGCCCGCGUGGCCAAAGUCAUCCUUGAGUGUUACACGGCGCUCCCCUUGACCGAUCAGAACCAAGUCAUUUCCGGCGUCUUGGCGACGUGGGGCCGGAAGGGCCUUUCCGGGGCAUCACCGGCCUUCUCGGAGGGCUUCCAGGAGGAACUCAACGUGGCCUUCAACCAGAUCAUCCAGAGCGUGUCCGGAGAAGGCUUCCAGAGGGUGGUGGCUGCCGUGUCUCGGCUGGUGGCGCUCAACCCAGAAGCGACGGUCAAGAAGAUCUACCAAUUGGUGGUGGCCAAUUUAGGAACGCACCUCUUCUUGGCGGAGAUCUUGUGUUGCUUCCCGGCCCUGAGGUUCCAGGAGGGUCAGGAUGCGGGGGACGCCUCAGCCAACCUGCUCGUGGCCUGCCUGCGGGAGACCAUCUGGGACCGGCUGACCUCCGCCAAGGAGAAGGAGCAGUUCUUGGAGUUCCUGGGCUACCUGCUCCAGCCCAACGGGGCCCACCCGCUCCUCUCCCCGGCCGAAGUGACCCGCAGCCUGGUCCUCCCGUUCCUCAAGUCGGACUCCCCGUGCGUCGAGCUCUGCUUGCGCAUACUCGACCAGGCCCUGAAGGUGCCUUCGGAGCCAGACUGGAUCCACGCCUGCCACCCCUUCCCGCUCCUCCUCUCCCUUUGCAAGCUCCUCGACGGCUUCGCUCAGUACUGGCACGAACCGGAAGGCCACCACGCGUGCUCCUUCGAGACCAAGGACUUGGUGGCCACCAACCUGGCCCGGCUGUGCCACGCCCUCUCGGCCCAGAAGGACUCCUUUUCCCCGGCGCUGUGGGACCAAUCCGUGUCCUGGCUGCACAGGAAGGCCGGGGCCUUGGACUGGACCGUUGGCUUGCGGCUGGAGAGCGUCUACGGGGAGCACUUCAAGAAGGAGGUCCCCUCCACACUCUUCGAGGUCUGCAAGCUGCCUCAGGAGGAGUGGACCUCCCGCUCAGACGGACAGUACGGGCCGGGCAGCGGGCUCCUGGCCUGGAUGGAGUGCUGCUGCGUCUCCACCGCGCUGAGGGAGAAGAUGCUGGUGCUCCUCACGGUCAACGUGGACAACCCCGAGGAGGUCAACCUCUUCAGCAAGGGCUUCUUGGUGGCCCUCGUCCAGGUCUUCCCGUGGUGCAGCCAGACGGAGUGGCGGCGCCUGGUCCACGUCAUCCAGAGCCUCUUGGAGCGGGAGGUGCUCUACGUGCCCUACUCCCUGGAGUAUGUCCCGUUCCUCCCGCUGCUGGACUUCCGCCCCUUUGCCUUCCACCUCCAGCUCUCGGUGCUGCUCCUGAGGGUGUUCCAGUUCCUGUGUGGCUCCAGUGGCGCGGGGUGGAUGCCCUCGGCCGCCUGGAAGCACCUCUCGCGGCUCUACUGCCUGAGCGUCUCCGACCUGCUGGGCUCCGCAAAGGAGGCGGCGCGCGGCAUGCGGCGGACGGAGGACCCUCGGGGUGGCGUGCGGCGGGAGCUCUCCUUCACCUACGUCCAGAUCUUCUGCCACGUCCUGCACGUGGCGGCCAUGCUGCCCGAGGACGGCACCGCCGAGGCCCUGCUCGUCCUCUCCUUGGAGGUCCUCUCGCAGUACGAGGUCCUCUACGAGGCCGACGAGUCGCUGGGCAGCUCCCUCCGCAAGGCCAACGAGAGGCACUUCCUGGAGUCCAUCGCGGAGAACGUCACCAACAAGGAGGUCCGCACCAUGCUCCUCCAGAAGCUCCGCAAGCUAUGAAGGCGCGCCAAGGCGGGCUCGGGAUGGGCGCUCCGUAUACGCGGGAUCCCUCCGAUCCUGACAACGAGCGAGGAUUUCGUUUCGAUCGUCGGUGGGGAACCCGAGAGAUCUCUAAUAAACAUCUAUCUCUUUUUUU
Anolis sagrei ordinatus is the source of this 3402-nucleotide messenger RNA. It is a transcript of the gene GEMIN4, whose product is annotated as gem nuclear organelle associated protein 4. The record is from RefSeq and is a predicted model, not a curated record. Gene Ontology annotation, biological process: rRNA processing; spliceosomal snRNP assembly. Lineage: Eukaryota; Metazoa; Chordata; Lepidosauria; Squamata; Anolidae. Gene Ontology annotation, cellular component: SMN complex.